Malassezia japonica is the source of this 603-nucleotide messenger RNA. It is a transcript of the gene RPL10A, whose product is annotated as 60S ribosomal protein L10A. Bases 1 to 603 code for a protein of 200 amino acids. Gene Ontology annotation, biological process: maturation of LSU-rRNA; translation. Gene Ontology annotation, molecular function: structural constituent of ribosome; RNA binding. Gene Ontology annotation, cellular component: cytosolic large ribosomal subunit. The transcript has a single exon. The record is from RefSeq and is a predicted model, not a curated record. NCBI's taxonomy places the organism in Eukaryota, Fungi, Basidiomycota, Malasseziomycetes, Malasseziales, Malasseziaceae.
AUGAAGGGUUCCGAGGAGAAGCGUCGCAACUUUGUUGAGACCGUCGAGCUCCAGAUCGGUCUCAAGAACUACGACCCCCAGCGUGACAAGCGUUUCAGCGGCACUGUUAAGCUGCCCAACAUCCCGCGCCCCCGUAUGUCGCUGUGCAUUCUCGCUGAUGCCGCCGACGUCGACCGCGCGAAGCUCAUCUCGCUCGACUACAUGACCGUCGAGGACUUGAAGAAGCUCAACAAGAACAAGAAGCUUGUCAAGAAGCUCGCCAAGAAGUACGAUGCUUUCCUGGCUUCGGAGGCUCUCAUCAAGCAGAUUCCUCGUCUCCUGGGUCCCGGUCUCUCGAAGGCCGGCAAGUUCCCUGCCCCCGUCUCGCACGCUGACGAUCUGGAGAAGAAGGUGAACGACGUCAAGUCGACCAUCAAGUUCCAGCUCAAGAAGGUGCUGUGUCUCGGUGUGGCCGUCGGCCACGUUGAGAUGGGCGAGGACCAGCUCGUUGCCAACAUCAUGCUGUCGGUCAACUUCCUCAUCUCGCUGCUGAAGAAGAACUGGCAGAACGUCAAGUCGCUGCACAUCAAGUCGACUAUGGGCAAGCCCCAGCGUCUGUUCUAA